Cataglyphis hispanica is the source of this 1185-nucleotide messenger RNA. RefSeq names its product odorant receptor 22c-like. Gene Ontology annotation, cellular component: plasma membrane. Gene Ontology annotation, molecular function: olfactory receptor activity; odorant binding. NCBI's taxonomy places the organism in Eukaryota, Metazoa, Arthropoda, Insecta, Hymenoptera, Formicidae. Gene Ontology annotation, biological process: detection of chemical stimulus involved in sensory perception of smell; sensory perception of smell. The record is from RefSeq and is a predicted model, not a curated record. The coding region runs from base 1 to 1185 and encodes 394 amino acids. The transcript is spliced from 9 exons.
AUGAUCUGCGUUCAGACUCAACAUUUUAAUCUCAAUCGGACUCUUCUACUUGCAAUCGGUUUAUGGCCAUACCAAAAAUCAAAACUUAGUCGACUUCAAGCAACUUUGUGUUUUGGUAUUUUAACAAGCUUUGUUGUAUUCCAGUUCACAGCGUUGAUAACUACACAAUGUACUGCUGACUUUAUCAUCAAAGUUUUUUCUUCCGCAACAUUCUUUAGUAUUUACAUAAUUAAUUAUAACAUGUUCUGGAUUAACACUCAUCAUGUGAGAAAUUUGUUGGAGGAACUACAGUGUAUCUGUAAUGAGCUAAAAAAUGAAAACGAACUUGCUAUUUUUAAUAAGUAUGGAAAUAAUGCAAAACGUUGUACAUCUGUAUUAGCAUCGUUUGCCAUAUGCAGUGCGUUUAUUGCUACUUUAUUGCCUAUUUGGCCACAGAUCCUUAAUACUAUCCUUUACAUAAACGAGUCUCAAUUACAGAAUCAGACAAUACAAUUCGUAACUGAAUAUUUUGUCGAUCAACAAAAAUAUUUCUAUUUAAUUUUGCUGCAUGUAAACGCAGGUAUUUGUAUUGGGACGAUUACGUUGAUAGCGACAGGAACAAUGCUCUUGGGAUGCAUCAUACACGCCUGCGGAUUAUUUACAAUUGCAGGUUAUCGUAUGGAGCAAGCAAUGACGACAAAAAUAUUCGAAAAUAUUAACCUGGAAAAUCGUAGUAUUUGUGAAAAAAUAUUUUAUGCAGUCGAAAUCCAUCGCAAAGCUAUGAAAUUUACCGACCUUAUGUUAUCUAGUUUUGAAGGCUCUUUCUUGUUGUUGAUAGCGAUUACUGUAAUUUGUUUGAGCCUGAAUGUAUUUGCAAUCUUUCGUAAUGCAUUGCUUGGAAAUAAGGAAGCAUUUAUAUUACACCUGUUAUUUGUACUUGUCAUCUUUUUAUAUAUGUUUGUAGCUAAUUAUGCUGGGCAAAAAGUUUUAAAUUACAGUACUCAUAUAUACUCCAGCGCGUACAAUGUUCGAUGGUAUGAUGCACCAUUACACGUACAGAAGAUGAUAUUGUUGAUUUUGCAAAGGAGCAGUAAAACCUUCAGCCUAAAUAUUGCCGGACUAUUUGUAAUAUCAUUAGAAUGUUUUGCCAUGUUAACGAAAGCAUCGAUGUCUUAUUUCACCGUUAUAUAUACCAUGCAGCAAUGA